AUGGAAAAGGUUGACAGAAACAAGGAGCUCGGUAUUCAAGAUGAGAUCUUGGACACAGUACAGAGUACAGUAGAGAGAUGGAUGGGAAACGUAUACAUGUUGAUGCCGGCCAUGAAGAUUACUGCAAACCCUUUUCCCGGUACAAUAGAGUUACAUUCCGUCCAGCAGUAUAAAGUAUCACUGAAGGAUCCCCGGUCAAGUGUCAAUGCGUUACUUCCAACUCGUGUCGAUUUUAAUUAUAUACCCCGUAGUCCGACACUGGAAGUUUGCGCUUCUCACAAGGAAAAGGAGGGUAGGAGAGGGGUGGAAAUCUUGAUAGAUGCACGGAGAUGA
Botrytis porri is the source of this 333-nucleotide messenger RNA. RefSeq lists its product as uncharacterized. The coding region runs from base 1 to 333 and encodes 110 amino acids. The transcript has a single exon. NCBI's taxonomy places the organism in Eukaryota, Fungi, Ascomycota, Leotiomycetes, Helotiales, Sclerotiniaceae. The record is from RefSeq and is a predicted model, not a curated record.